CCCUUACCAAAGCUACCUCAUACAGAUCCUAAACCAAUUGAACCAAAGGAUUUGAAUCCACAAGCACCGCAACCACCUCGAGACCCCAAGCCAUCACCAUUCCCUCGUCCAGUACGAAGAGAACGUCCAGACUCACGACCAGACGAAGGGUAUCCACAACCAUUCCCA
This is a messenger RNA of Acytostelium subglobosum LB1, 168 nucleotides long. RefSeq lists its product as hypothetical. The record is from RefSeq and is a predicted model, not a curated record. The annotation marks the transcript as partial. NCBI's taxonomy places the organism in Eukaryota, Evosea, Eumycetozoa, Acytosteliales, Acytosteliaceae. The transcript has a single exon.